Messenger RNA from Loa loa (African eye worm), 542 nucleotides. RefSeq lists its product as hypothetical. Gene Ontology annotation, cellular component: plasma membrane. Lineage: Eukaryota; Metazoa; Nematoda; Chromadorea; Rhabditida; Onchocercidae. Gene Ontology annotation, biological process: protein processing. Gene Ontology annotation, molecular function: metalloendopeptidase activity. The annotation marks the transcript as partial. The transcript has 5 exons. The record is from RefSeq and is a predicted model, not a curated record.
GCGAAGAUAGUUGCACAACACUUCUGGAAUGUUUGCAGUUAAAUUUUACGGCUGAGGACUCAUAUUUCGAUUUGCUGAGAAAAGUAGUUAUGUGGUCGCAGGAAAAGGAUUUUUUGCGCAUGAAGGAAUUAUUCGAUAAGAAUGAGUUCGAAGUAAGUCCAGCUGUUGUCAAUGCAUUCUAUUCACCGGAAAAGAAUGCCUUGACAUUCCCUGCAGGAAUUCUCAAGCCGCCAUUCUUUAGUGGUUCAUAUCUAAAAAUGGUAAAUUACGGUGCAAUAGGUGCAGUAAUAGGACAUGAAAUUACGCAUGGAUUCGAUGAUCAAGGAAGUCAGUAUGAUAAACAAGGUAAUUUAUUAAAUUGGUGGAAUGCGGAUUCAUACAAUGGAUUCGCUAAACGGAAGGAAUGUAUAAUUAAUCAGUACAGUUCAUAUGUGGUACCAAACACGGAUUAUAAGGUUAAUGGUAAACUUACGCAAGGUGAAAAUAUAGCUGACAAUGGUGGCGUUAAAGAAGCUUACAGGGUACGUCUUAGACAUUCAUAA